UAAAUUCUGCAAGACCAAGUAGAGAAGAUUAGACGUGAAAUGACUGGAGAGAGAGAGAAAGUGAAGGGAAAAAGGAAAUAGUAAUCGUCUUCGUCAGUUUCUUUUCAUCAUAACAUUUUUCCCGCCAAACUCACAAUUCCAUUUUUUCUUUUUCUCUUUCCGGACGACUGACCUUUCCUUUCCUUUUCUGCACUCUCUCGCUCUUUAGCUUCUUCUCUUUAGGGUUUUGUUUCUCCCUUAUUCUUUUAACCCUAGACUAGAAGAAGCACACCUCAGUCAUGGGGGACAAUGGAACCUCUUCUUUUCGGCAAUCCAAAGCAGGUACCGUUAGAAGGAUUCGAUUGGAGAACUUCAUGUGCCAUAGUAAUUUGGUGAUUGAGCUAAUUGACCGGGUGAAUUUUAUCACUGGUCAAAAUGGAAGUGGAAAAAGUGCUGUCCUCACUGCUCUGUGUAUUGCAUUUGGGUGUCGAGCGAAAGGGACUCAAAGGGCUUCAACGCUAAAAGAUUUCAUCAAAACUGGUUGUAGUUCCACUGUUGUUAUUGUUGAAAUAAAUAACGAAGGGGAUGAUGCGUUUAAGCCAGAGACAUAUGGUAGUACCAUAACCAUAGAACGCAGGAUUUCGGAAUCUGCAAGCACCACUGUUUUGAAAGAUUGCCGAGGUAAAAAAGUUACUUCUAAGAAGGACGAGCUUCUUGAGCUAGUAGACUAUUUUAAUAUUGAUGUUGAAAAUCCAUGUGUAAUAAUGAGUCAAGACAAAAGCAGAGAGUUUUUACAUUCUGGAAAUGACAAGGACAAAUUUAAGUUCUUUUUCAAGGCUACUCUUCUUCAGCGAGUCCAUGAUCUUUUGGAAAUGAUUGAUCAGCACCUGAAAUCUGCAAAUGGUACUGUUUGUGAGUUAGAGGAUGCAGUUAAACCAAUAGAGAAGGAACUCAAUGAAUUGCAAGAAAAGAUUAAUAACAUGAAACAUGUUGAACGAGCAUCGCUAGAGUUACGGGAGUUAAAGAAGAAGCUCGCUUGGUCUUGGGUAUAUAAAGUAGAUAGGGACCUUCAGGAACAACGUGUAAUCAUUGACAAGCGUAAAAGUCAUAUACCUGUUAUCCAAUCUAAAAUUGAUCGUAGAAUGGAAAAAAUGGAGGAAUUAGGGGAUAUUUUAGCUAAGAAGAAAAGUCAAAUUUCAUCCUUGAUUGGAAAGAUGACUGAAGUGCAGAGAAGGAAAGAUGAAAUACAGCAUAAAUUGUCCUCGGCUACCAAAGAAAAGCUUCGGCUAGUAGAAGAGUAUAAUCACAAACUUAAUGUCAUCGACAAUUUGUUUAAGCGUUUAAGUUCUUAUGAGAAACAAGUGCAGGAAAUUCACGAUCGCCAUGUAAAGAAUACACAGGCUGAAGAAUCUCAAAUAGAGGAGAAGCUAAGGGAACUUGAGUUUGAGUUUGAGAAUGCUGAUUCGUACUUUAAGAGCUUGAAGGAAGAAGAGGAUACUUUAUUAGAAAGAUUAAACAAGAUGGUGAUAGACAUCCGGAAUAUAGAUGAGGAGAUACACAAUUGUCAGAAGCAGCACAAAGAGUUGUUAGAUAAUAUAAGUCAGCUCCAGCGGAACCAGACUAAUAAGGUUACUGCAUUUGGUGGAGAUAAAGUUAUUAAUCUGCUGCGUGCCAUUGAGAGACAUCAUCGGAGAUUCAGAAAACCACCAAUUGGUCCAAUUGGUGCUCAUUUGACUUUGGUUAAAGGUGAUAAGUGGGCUCCUGCUGUCGAACAAGCCCUUGGAAGGUUGCUCAGUGCUUUCAUAGUAACAGAUCAUAAAGACUGUCUUCUUUUGAGGUCAUGUGCAAAGGAAGCAAACUAUAACUAUGUUCAGAUUAUAAUAUAUGAUUUUUCACGACCAAGGCUGGAUAUUCCUCAGCACAUGCUUCCUCGAACAAGUCACCCAACCACUCUUUCAUGUCUUCAUUCUGAAAGUCAUACUGUUUUAAAUGUUUUAGUUGAUGUGGGUAAUGCGGAGCGGCAAGUAUUGGUUCAAGAUUAUGACAUUGGAAAAGUUGUUGCUUUUGAUUCAAGGAACUCAAAUUUGAAGGAGGUCUACACAUUAGAUGGCUAUAAAAUGUUUUCUCGUGCUUCUGUUGAGACAAUUCUUCCUCCCAACAAGUCAACUAGACCUCCACGUCUUUGUAGUUCCUAUGAUGAGCAGAUUAAAAAUUUUCAAAGCAAUGCAUUAGAUGUACAAAAAAUAGCUCAGGAAUGCAUGGGGAGGAAAAGGCAGGCAGAAAGGGAAGUUGAAGAUCUUCAUGAAAGCAUUCGAAACAUAAAGAGAGAGUGUCAUCAUGCUGAGAGAAUCUCCGUUUCUAAGAAUAUGCAACUGAGAGAUUUUAAGAAAUCAUGUGCUGCUGAAGCUAGUGCAUCACCUGCAUCAACAGUUGAUGAGAUCCAUCAAGACAUUUCAAAAAUCCAAGAAGAGAUACAACAAAAAAAGAUUUUGCUUGAAAACUUCAAAGUCCGAAUGUGUGAAGCUGAGGAUAAAGCCAAUGAACUUAAAGUAUCGUUUGAAAAUUUACGUGAGUCCGCAAAAGGUGAAGUUGAUGCUAAUGAGAAAGCGGAGAAAGAUCUUAUGGAUAUCGAAGAAGAACUACAUUCUUUAGAAGAGGAGAAAAAUUAUUAUGUUAGUGUAAUGAGCAAGGAGUUUGAUGAAAUAAAGAAUGCAGAGGCCGAAUAUGAGGAACUUGUCCUGCUCCGCGAGGCCAGUGACAAGAAAGCUUCUAUUAUCUGUCCUGAGAGUGAACUUGAAGCUAUUGGUGGGUGCAAUGGUAGCACCCCAGAGAAACUCAGUGCUCAAAUCACAACACUAGAUCAAAGGCUUAAGCAACAGAUCCCUAGAUUUUCUGAAUCUAUUGAUGAUCUAAGGGCAAUGUAUGAAGAAAAACAAAGUAUGAUUUUGGGGAAACAGGAAAAAAAUAGAGAUUUCCGGAAAAAGAUUGAUGCCCUUCAGAAAGCCCUGGACACACGUCGAACUAAGUAUCAGACAAUUGCAAAUAAAUUGAGCCGUCAGAUAACAUGGGGUUUCAAUAACAAACUAGAAAAUAAAGGGAUCUGUGGACGUAUCGAUGUUAGUUAUGAGGAUAGAACCCUCUCUGUUCAUGUAAAGAUGCCCCAAGAUGCAUCAAACAGCAGUGUUCGUGACAUUAAAGGACUUUCAGGUGGGGAGCGUUCGUUUUCAACUUUGUGUUUCACUUUGGCUCUUCAUGAUAUGAUAGAAGCUCCAUUUCGAGCAAUGGACGAAUUUGAUGUAUUUAUGGAUGCUGUAAGUCGGAAAAUCAGCUUAGAAACUCUAGUGGACUUUGCACUGGUUCAGGGAUCCCAGUGGAUAUUUAUUACUCCUCAUGAUAUCAGCAUGGUGAAGGAUGAUGUGAAUAUAAAAAAACAGCAAAUGCCGGCCCCUCGUUCUUGAAUCUCGAGUAUUCUUCUUUACCAAUGUGACUGCUUUGUGCACUUAGUUUAAAAAUCUGCGUUUAUUCUUCAUUUUAAUCUACUUGGAAUGACAAUAAUCUUAUCAUGGAAGAAUGAAUGUUUUAUUUAGAUUAUGUUGUCAAUUUCACAUUGACCAUGUACUUGUCUGGUGAUGAUGGUGUCAAUAUGUAGUUCUAUUCUUCA
Cannabis sativa is the source of this 3640-nucleotide messenger RNA. Its product is annotated as structural maintenance of chromosomes protein 6A. Gene Ontology annotation, molecular function: ATP binding; protein binding; damaged DNA binding. The transcript has 28 exons. Gene Ontology annotation, biological process: chromosome organization; double-strand break repair via homologous recombination. The record is from RefSeq and is a predicted model, not a curated record. Bases 279 to 3437 code for a protein of 1052 amino acids. Gene Ontology annotation, cellular component: Smc5-Smc6 complex; nucleus; chromosome. NCBI's taxonomy places the organism in Eukaryota, Viridiplantae, Streptophyta, Magnoliopsida, Rosales, Cannabaceae.